This is a messenger RNA of Pectinophora gossypiella (pink bollworm), 1565 nucleotides long. RefSeq lists its product as uncharacterized. The record is from RefSeq and is a predicted model, not a curated record. Gene Ontology annotation, molecular function: protein binding. Bases 1 to 1215 code for a protein of 404 amino acids. The transcript has 4 exons. Lineage: Eukaryota; Metazoa; Arthropoda; Insecta; Lepidoptera; Gelechiidae.
AUGUCUGAAGGCUCGGAGACGCCUUCCUUCAAUGUUUACGAAGAGCGUUUGGAUGAUGAAACUGCUGUGGAUCUUUCAAAUCGAGAUUUGGAAACUGUACCGGCACUGAACUUGUCAGUCGUUGCGCUCUACCUACAAAACAACAGGCUGGUCACCCUUCCCGAUGACUUCUUCCCUUCACUCCCAUCUCUCGUCUACUUAGACUUGCGAGACAACAGACUCACUGACAUCCCUACAACCAUACAAAACCACCCAACUCUCACCCACUUACUACUCCAAAACAACUGCUUAACCUCUCUACCGAAUGAACUGGGAACCCUAAAGCUAAAACUCUUGCAACUUAACGGGAACCCUCUAAUGUAUCCACCGAGAGAGGUUAUAUCUGCUGGGGUUGAUAAAACUCUGGCCUACCUUCAAAAGAAACAUGUUGAAAUGUCUGUAACGCGGUCCAAAGAUGACCUAAACGAGGUUAACGAAACGAAACCUACGAGUCCUGAAUGCUUAAGCUACAAUUCAGUUAUUGACGGAGGAGGGAAUACUAGCAAUCUAGUUGUGGAACUGAACGAAAAAGACCAAAGUUCCGAUGAGGAAACGUACGCAAAAUUCAAAAGAGGAAAAUGUCCGAAAUUGGACAAAAGUCGCCACAAGACGCUGUCGCCAUAUUGUCAAAGCGCGAAGUACUUGAAACCGUUGUUUGCAGACAAACUUCUAACUAAAGAGGAGAAGAUUAAACAGAACUAUUUGAAGGAUAUAGCUAUUGCUAGAAAAAAGGAUCUGCUCGCAUCUCAGGAUAGGAUAUUACAGGAGAGAAAAAACCUACAAAGCCUCAGAAACUGGCGCAGCGACUACAGAAACCGACAGUAUUUCAACCAACACGCUUCGUACAGACUCGACGCGAAAAACUAUCCAUACGACACGAGUCCCGAAUACAUGACUUUAUUGACACGAGAGGACAUCGAAAAAGACCUCCCAGAUAAGUAUAGGAAGAGCCUUACUAGGCGCUGUAAGCCUACAGUUGCUAGGAGGAGCAACAAUGAUGUCAACUUAGCAAUAAAAAUCAAGAAGUUGUUUGAAAACCUCGAAGCUAUCGACUUAAAUCGAGACAAGAUGACGCCUCGGACCGAACAGAAAGCGUUAAUGAGUGAGAUUCAAAAGAUUUCGGAGAUCAAACAGAAGCUGACGGAACUCUCAACUGCCAACAUAAGUUCAGUUUGAAUUUAUAGAUAAUAGCGACAUAAGCACGCUUCCCUUGGAUACAAUUUUUUUUUAUUAGUUUCCUUAGAGAUUUCUAUAAGGCGAUAAUGUGGUAAAAAGUGCAUGCAAAUCCAUUUAGUGGUUCUUGACAUUAUGUGCUUGUUUUAACUUCUACUAGCUUUUAUGUCAACGAUUAUGUCUCAGUUGGUGUAAAAAAGUAAAAUUAUUUAUUAUCAAUUUAUCAUAGAGCAACACUGGCCCCGGCGGACCGGAAUUUAUUAUACUUGGCAUUUGAAAUAUUAAAUAUUAUUGAAAAAAUAAAAUAAAACUAUAAAUGCAUUUUAUAUAAUUUAUUGAUUUAUCUUCAUGAC